GAGAAGAAGCGGAACAUGUUAGGAGAAGGAGGGAGAGGUGGGAAGGUAGAGGUAGGCAGACAGAGAGAGAUGCAGUUGUACAGUGAGAGCGUCAGCGAGCCUGCAACUCUUCAUCCUCUAAUCAGGGAACGGGAUAUGCUGUGGAGCAGUGAUGAACAGAUUCACCGCAGAGGCGGAAAAUGCAGAUAGGAGUUCACCUUGAGCUGGAGUCCAACUGUGCCUCAUUGGACCUUUGGGACUACAACUAACCCUCUUUAAUCAGACAAAUAAGAGCAAGUGGGAUUUAAUUAGACCUGACAGCCUGCCAAAAGAAAAGGGACCUCAGCUUCAGUAACUUCUGGACUGCAACUGUCUGCAGAGGCCAGAAUUCAAACAGGUUUGUGCUUUGGCAGAGGACUGUCACAGCUGUCUCCAUGUAGACUGUGGUAUCCAUCCUCCGCUCACCCUGGAACCCCACAAAGCCAAACAGGUCCCGCGGCUCCGGACCCCUGGAGCCGGCCUGACCUUGGACCAGCUGUCGCCCGAACCCCUCCUGGAACCAGCAGAAGCGUCCGGCAUGUCUCAGAGCAGAGGGCGGUACCACAACAAGAAAGCCGGCAUCCGGGCCGCCGUGAUUCUGAUCGGGCUUCUUCACAAAUCCCGCAAAGCCAAGGAGAGGGAGAAAGAGAGAGAGAAAGAGGAGGGCGAAGGGAAACAGGAACUGCUGAACAUCUCUAACGUCCCCCUGGGAGAAUGUCCCCCAUCGCCACCUCGCACAGCACCACCCAGCAUGAAGUCUGCAGAUUUCUUCGACAUGCUGGAAAAGAUGCAGGUCCCCAAAGCUGAAGACACCAAAAGAUGGAAGGAUGACUACAUCCCCUACCCACGGAUAGAAGAUGUCCUGGAGAAAGGCGGUCCAUACCCCCAGGUGAUCCUGCCCCAGUUUGGGGGUUACUGGAUCGAAGAUGCAGAGGCACCAGCAGGAACCCCGUCCUCCUCCGAGUCCAGUUUCUGUGAGGAAGAGGAUGGAGAUGAGGGCAUGAGCCCUGGCGGGGCGCGUAGCUACCGCCUGGAGUGUAACAGCACAGCUCGAGCCUACCGCAAACACUUCCUUGGCAAGGAGCACAUGAACUACUACUGCACGGGCAGCAGCAUAGGCAACCUCAUCAUGUCUCUGAAACACGAGGAGGCUCAGGGCCAGGAGUUUCUGCGCAUCAUGCUCAGAUCUCGGACCAAAACAGUUCAUGACAGAAUCUCUUUAGCUGGCAUCAGUCAGCUGCCCAGUGUGCCUCAGAUUGCAAAGCUGCUGUGUGACGACGCCCCAGGACUGAGGUUCAGCCCAGUUCUCUACCCGCGGGGGUCCCAGCUGAUAGUGGCGUAUGACGAACACGAGGUGAACAACACGUUCAAAUUCGGGGUCAUCUACCAGAAAUUUGGACAGACGUCAGAGGAAGAGUUAUUUGGAAACAACGAGGAGACGCCCGCUUUCAAGGAGUUCCUGAGCAUCUUAGGAGACAACAUUGAGCUCCAGGAUUUUAAAGGGUUCCGCGGCGGGCUGGACGUGUCUCAUGGACAGACGGGAUCUGAAUCCGUCUACACCGUCUUCAGACACAGAGAGAUUAUGUUCCAUGUAUCGACUAAGCUUCCCUUCACCGAGGGUGACGUGCAGCAGCUCCAAAGGAAAAGACACAUUGGAAACGAUAUUGUGGCCGCGGUCUUCCAGGAAGAGUCCACGCCGUUUGUCCCAGACAUGAUCGCCUCCAACUUUCUGCACGCCUAUGUUCUGGUGCAGGUCGAGAACCCCUGUACAGAUCACACCACCUAUAAGGUGUCUGUUACAGCAAGAGAAGAUGUUCCUCCUUUUGGGCCUCCGCUCCCAAACCCGGCCGUCUUCAAGAAGGGUCCCGAGUUCCGAGAAUUCCUGCUAACAAAGCUGAUCAAUGCCGAGAACGCCUGCUACAAAUCUGACAAAUUUGCCAAACUGGAGGGACGCACACGAGCCGCCCUGCUGGACAACCUGCACGACGAGCUGCACAGACAGAGCCAGGCGGUGCUGGGACUCGGGCAGAUGGGGGAGGAGGAUAAGCUGGAGAACGGCGGACAUGGGGGUCUGCUCGAAUCGUUCAAGAGGGCCAUGCGCGUCAGGAGCCACUCCAUGGAGACCGUGGUGGGUUCUCAUCGUCACCGGAGCCCCGGGGUGGCAGGUGGGGUCCCUGCCAGCCUCAGUGGCGGGGGAUUGCCACAAAGCACCAGUGAAUGCACAAAGAGCACCUUCACUCCUCCUGUUCUGUCAGCCAAAUCUCCUUUAAAGAGCCCAGUGAAACGGCGCUCAGGCCUCUUCCCACGUCUCCACUCCAGCACAGACGCUCCAUCAGACAAACACACACGCAGUGAUCAUAAACCAGCAGAGAUCUGCCCGCAUUCCCAAGAAGUGAGGUCAGAGACAUCAUCCAAUCCCAGCUCACCUGAGAUCUGCCCCAACAAAGAAAGGCCUUUCAUGAAGCACAAGGAAUGCAGCAGCGGCAGCAGCUGCAGGCCCAACAUCUCUCGCUCUUCGUCUAGCACCAGCAGCUUCAGCAGCACCACGGGGGAAACAGAAGCUCUGGAGGAGCUGGAGACGGUCAGUCAUCCGUCCAUCACGUCCACCUCUGCCUUCAGUCCCUCCCUGAGCAUCGACAGCCAGGGAUCAAGUACGCCUGUCAUCAUGUGCCGCAGUCCAACAGAUGGAAAAGGGAAAACAUCACCCAGGUCAAGUUUGAAGUUCCGCUUUGACAAAAUGAGCCACUCAUCCACAGCUUCUGAGUAGAUUUGUGGAAGGAAAAAGCAGCAGACUUCCUCAGUGAAGAAGCAGCGUGACUCUGAGGAAGCUGACUAAAUCACAUCACCAGAAAAAUAAAAACAUUUGUACAGCCUUUACUAAGAACCAUAAGCAAAAGGCUAAUCUGACUAGAGCUGCACGGGAGAUCCUGCGCACUAUAGACAUACUGAUAUAACUGUGAGUGUAAGUGAAGAAAAGCAGCUCAUACACGUUCACUGUCUUUGAAGCAACUAUUAGCUGCUUAAUCUAGCUGCAGCAUAACUCUUGUUGUUCCUAUGACUUGAAGGUCUUGGCAUGGCUGUAAAACUGUGAGUGUAGGGCGGGCAGUAGACGGCGCCUCAGCUUUUUCUUAGACAUCAUCUUUCAUACAAGUGUACAAGUUUAUGGCCGAACUGUUAGUCCUCAUCCAGCCAACUGUUGAGCACUCUGUGGAACCAACGACAGACCGCCGGAUGUCCCUUUUACCUUUACCCUUCAAUGGUACGUCUGCAGGCAGUUCCUCUUUUGCUUUGAGAAAAGAAACUGUGAGCAGAGGCUCUCCCAUAUUCACAAAGACCUAAUGUAUAGUCUACUUACAGUAGCAAAGCCUUGUGGAACUGUGGAGCCUGAACUUCUUCGUUAUGAAUAUUAACGCUUUUUUAGAGGACAGCUAUGAGUUUUUGAGACGCUUUUGUAACCUUGGUGCCCGUUGCAUUGUGUCCACAGCACUCUAAAGAUGUCUCCCAAGCAGAACAUUUCUACAUCUGUAGGGGUGACCCACAACACCCUGAUUAGACACAGUAGGAGACACUGCCAGCACAUUUUAGCCACAAGCUUAUUUUAGCCACAAGCUGCGCCUUACAAACUCUCCAAAGCCCUUUUUCUCUCUGCUUGUGCGUUCAAUCCCUCACCGUGUGAGAGGAUGAGAAGUUCCUGGAUCUGGCUACGGCACAGCUUGUGGGAAGCCAAACUACACCCACAUUUUCUGAAGGGGACAAAAAAGACGUUGCACUUACUGAAAAACAUUUCACCUCUGUGUACCUCCCAUUGAAGCUUGCUAGCUCGGUGUAUCAGCACACAUGCUCUAUGGUGCUUGUUUGUUUUUGUUUUUUUUAGCAAGGAAGUUUGCCAGUGAGGGAAUCAAUGAAGACGACUUGAAAAAUAUGCUCCACCAGGCCUUUGAACCACCUUUCAUAGAAGUUACUCUUAAUGUGAAUUACAGUCUUGUCAUUUGCGUUUAAUGCCAUGGUAGCUAUGGUUUCAAACUCUUUAAUUUGCAAUGAUAGUUCCUCUCAAGCACAACAGGGCCGUGAAUCUUCUGUGAUUGUCAGCUGGCUGUCGACAUAUUAACAUUAGCAUUAGACUUCAACAUUGACUUCUGUGUUUUUAGUCUGACCAAACUAGAAAGCAAUGAAUAUCGUGUUUUACUGCACAGGAAGCUGUUGGUGAAAUUGAAGACGGCUUAGCAAACUGAAGUUUCAAAGUUCACACGCAUUGCAAAUGUCCUCGUUUAUUGAGUUUUAACGUCUUGGGAAGUUGCUCUGGAUGAAGUUACUUGAAAUGUACGUUUUCAUAUACCUAGACUAGCGCAUCAUUUUGAAAUGGGAUAGGCCACCAAUUACCUCGUGCAAGGAGAGUAGGGACAGAAGGAACAGGAAGUUCUGUUUAUCAUUUUGUUUGUAGCGGUAUUGCCCAAAAAAUGUCCUGCAGCCAUUUUUCUCUGUCGACAUGCUUAAUUUAUUAUAGUAACUUCUUUUGCAUUGAUGUCAUGUACAAACAAAUCACUGCAGAAUAUGCUAAUUAAUUAAAGUAAAAUUAUAAAAAGAAAAUAUAUUAAUUUAAGAGAUGUCUAAAUAACGUAUAUGUAUAUUUGGUUAUGUAAUGUGCCACUGAGAAUUUAUUCUACAAUAAAAUGUUGUAUUUUGUGCCA
Messenger RNA from Poecilia reticulata (guppy), 4706 nucleotides. It is a transcript of the gene rap1gap2a, whose product is annotated as RAP1 GTPase activating protein 2a. NCBI's taxonomy places the organism in Eukaryota, Metazoa, Chordata, Actinopteri, Cyprinodontiformes, Poeciliidae. The record is from RefSeq and is a predicted model, not a curated record. Gene Ontology annotation, biological process: regulation of small GTPase mediated signal transduction. Gene Ontology annotation, molecular function: GTPase activator activity. Gene Ontology annotation, cellular component: cytoplasm; plasma membrane.